Messenger RNA from Brenthis ino (lesser marbled fritillary), 603 nucleotides. The record is from the annotation of a GenBank genome assembly. NCBI's taxonomy places the organism in Eukaryota, Metazoa, Arthropoda, Insecta, Lepidoptera, Nymphalidae.
AUGACUAAAAUAUGUGUAGUUUGUGAAAAAGAACCUAUUCCUCGUGAUAAAAGCCGAAGUUUUCACAAAUUUCCUAAGGAUGAUGCUAGGAAACGGAAAUGGAUGUUGGCUAUAGGAAAAAAUCCUAUUUAUGAUAAUUCAUACCUCUGCAGUGAUCAUUUCACAAAUGACUCAUAUCAUCAAACUGGUGGAUAUGCAACGAUAAGGCGAUUAUUACCAAAUGCAGUCCCCAUUAAAAUAGAAAAAUCAACAUCGUCAGAUGUUACUGAUACAGUUGAUACAUCAACUAAUGAAAAUUACAUCAAAAAUGAACCUGAACAUAAAGUUUCAGGAGUGCUGAUAGAUAUUACUAAUAUAAAUGAUAUCAACGACCAACAAGAACGUGAUAAUAUCAGAUUUAACAAUCAAAGCAGAAAUUAUCCUCUUGCAAGUAAAGCUUCGACAAAAAAAUUUUGGUACACAUGUGAAGGCGGCGAAAUGGGAUACCUUGGGAGAGAACAUUCAGCCUCUGAUGCAGCAUGGGAAAGAUUUGUCGGAUUAAUGGAGUAUUUAAGCAAUCAAUCAAUACGGCGUUUCACAUAUUCAGAAUGUACAGUUUUUAUA